AUGAGAUUUAUUUCAAGUAUCCUGGUUCUUGCCUACAUAGUUGUUGUCAACAAUGCUGUAGUUAUAAGUAACUCAACUUCAACAUAUACAGAAAGCCCUCAUUCAACAACUUCUUAUUCAACAACUUCUUAUUCAACAACUUCUUAUUCAACAACUUCUUAUUCAACAGCUCCUUGUUCAACAGCUCCUUGUUCAACAAUUCCCUAUUCGACAACUCUUAAUUCAACAACUCUUAAUUCAACAACUCUUAAUUCAACAACUCUUAAUUCAACAACUCUUAAUUCAACAACUCUUAAUUCAACAACUCUUAAUUCAACAACUCUUAAUUCAACAACAUCAGUUAAUUCAGAUAAUUCAACUUCAAAUAAUGAAAUUAACUUAAUAUCUCAGAUAUAUAGUGAAACAAUAACUUUAGUUCAAACAGAUCCAUUAAAAGAAAGAACCCUAGUUUUAUUCAAACCUGAAGUAGUUCAUAGAGGUAUUAUUGGAUCUUUAUUAAGUGAAUUUGAGCAGAAAGGAUUUAAGAUUGUAGCCAUGAAACUUUUAGUAGCAACCAGAGAACAAAUCGAACUACAUUAUGCGGACCAUUAUGGAAAAGGGUUUUACAGUAGUUUAGUUGGUCGUACUGCUAAUCAACCUAUAGUUGCCCUUGUCUUUGAGGGUUUAAAUGCAGUUACUGAGGUUCGUAGAUUAAUGGGUUUGACGAAUCCUCAGGUUUCUCCUUUAGGAACAAUUAGAUCAAAAUAUGGCAUGCAAGUUGAGAGGAAUUUAGUUCAUGCCUCUGACUCUAUUGAAAAUGCCAACUUGGAGAUUAGUGUAUGGUUUUGUGAAUCAGAGGUCUAUGCAUAUGAAAGAGCUAUAGACAAAUAUAUUUAUUUCCAAGAAUAA
Cryptosporidium muris RN66 is the source of this 888-nucleotide messenger RNA. RefSeq names its product nucleoside diphosphate kinase family protein. NCBI's taxonomy places the organism in Eukaryota, Apicomplexa, Conoidasida, Eucoccidiorida, Cryptosporidiidae. Gene Ontology annotation, biological process: GTP biosynthetic process; UTP biosynthetic process; CTP biosynthetic process. The record is from RefSeq and is a predicted model, not a curated record. The transcript has a single exon. The coding region runs from base 1 to 888 and encodes 295 amino acids. Gene Ontology annotation, molecular function: nucleoside diphosphate kinase activity.